AUGGCCGAAGUGCCCACUGUUGCUAUCGAGCAUGUGUAUAUUUGGAAUAAUACCUCUAUCAUUCAGGAUGAAGUCCUCUCUCACCGUCUUGGUUUGAUACCUCUGGCUAUUGAUCCACGGAAACUAAACUUUAAGCUACAGGAUGAGGCGAAUGAUCAAAAUACUGUUGUUUUCACACUCAAGGCAGAGUGCAAAAAGCGCAACACUGGUGAUGCAACCAUCGAAGGUCGCUACGUUUAUUCGUCGAUGUUAGAGUGGGAUCCUAAGGGUGACCAAGCUGAGCUGAUGUCUGAUUCACCACCGAGACCCAUCCAUCCCGAUAUUGUAAUUGCAAAAAUGGCGCCGGGGCAAGCCAUGGAAAUGGAGCUUCAUUGCGAAAAAGGCAUUGGCAAAGAUCAUGCCAAAUUCUCCCCCGUCGCUACGGCCACAUAUCGUCUGCUUCCUCUAAUUGAAAUCUUGCAGCCUAUUCCCGAACCUUUAAUCCCUAAGCUUAUCGCUUGUUUUCCUGAGGGUGUGCUUGAGCGAGGUGGUAAAAAUGGGGUUCAGGUCGCAAAUGCUAGAAAAGAUACAGUAAGUCGUGAAGUCCUUCGACAUCCCGAGUUUGAAGGUCUUGUCCGCUUGGGACGUAUCCAAGACCAUUUUAUGUUCUGCGUUGAAUCAACUGGUGUAUAUGAGCCGGAGGACCUGCUUCCGGCCUCUAUUGAGGUAUUGCGGAAUAAAAUCGCACUCCUCAAGCUUGCACUAGACGACAUGCCGAGUGCAUCUCACGUAUGA
Molecule: messenger RNA, 774 nt
Organism: Malassezia sympodialis ATCC 42132
Lineage: Eukaryota; Fungi; Basidiomycota; Malasseziomycetes; Malasseziales; Malasseziaceae
Gene: RPC40
Product: DNA-directed RNA polymerase core subunit RPC40
Biological process (GO): DNA-templated transcription
Cellular component (GO): RNA polymerase I complex; RNA polymerase III complex
Molecular function (GO): protein dimerization activity; DNA binding
Source: RefSeq, a predicted model, not a curated record